AUGUCUGUAAUCGGCAGCAAAAUAGCCGGACUAAUACAGGGACUAUCGUCGAGAGUGUCGACUAAUUUAACGACAACAACACUGGUCCGGGCGUUCAUUGUUUUGGCCAUUAUCUGGUUUGUCACUAAACGGCUCAUACCAUGGCUGAGGCUAAUCAAAAGCAAGUGCCAUACCAUAGACCAGAUGCCGGGACCCAAAUGUUUUAAUGCAAUUAUGGGUAACGUUCCUCUGGCUAUACUCAAGAAUAUGAUGAGCGAGUCAGAGGAAUCCAAGAAUCUAUUAGUAAAUCUGAUGCAAGCGGUUAGCGGUUAUACCAUAGUUUACGCCAAAGAGAAGAUAUUUCGCAUUUGGCUUUCAUGGGAACCGAUGGUCUUUCUCUGGAAUCCCGAAACUGUUGAGUCUGUAUUGUCUAACAAUUUUUUACUGGAAAAGUCAACACAAUAUAAGUUUUUGCAUCCCUGGUUGGGCACGGGAUUACUCACAUCGACCGGUCAAAAGUGGCGAUCACGGCGUAAGCUAUUGGUGCCGGCCUUUCAUUUCAAAAUAUUGCACGACUUCGUCCCGGUUUUCAAUGAACAGUCGGUUAUAUUGAUCAACAAAUUACAGCAAAUUGCUCGCAGAAAAUGUCACAAUUGUACUGUCGUUGAUAUCGUGCCAGUGAUUACUGCCUGUACUUUGGACAUCAUUUGCCAAACAAUAAUGGGUGUAUCGAUCGGAGCUCAGGGCAACAAUAGGAACGGCUACUGUCGGUCUGUUACUGAGGUUGGCGAAUGCUUUUUGGAGCGUCUAUUACAGCCCACGUAUUGGUCGGAUCAGGUCUACUAUCGAUCGGAAAAGGGCUACCGAUUCUCGGAAAAUCUGAUAAAAUUACACGCAUUCACGCGUAAAGUGAUUCGCGACCGAAAGGCCGAUAUCUUAAACAAUUCGUUCAAUAUCUAUAAGACAAACGGUGGCGACGAUGGCGGUGAAGAACACCGAAGAAAAGCGUUUCUCGAUCUACUUCUUGACCAUCACAUCACUGGCGGUGAAAUGAGCGAAGAGGACAUCAGAGAAGAAGUGGACACUUUUAUGUUUGAAGGUCACGACACAACAGCAAUGGCUCUUUCGUGGAUAAUCUUCCUAUUGGGUCACAGUCCCGAAAUCCAGGCCCGAGCCGCUUCCGAAGUGGACACCAUUUUUGAGGAGACGGAGGACAUGGCCGAGAAAAAUGCCGAAAAGUUUUUGCUAUCAUUGGAUAAACUCAAAGAACUCAAAUACCUGGAGUGUUGUAUUAAGGAAGGGCUGCGACUGUGUCCGUCCGUACCGUUUAUCGGGCGUCGGCUUCACGAUGACAUGAAAAUCAAUGGCUAUACGAUACCCGAGGGUACCAUCAUAUUUGUCUACAUUUAUAUGUUGCACAGGGAUCCAAAAGUGUGGACCAAUCCGGAACAAUUUGACCCGGAUCGAUUUCUACCGGAAAACUCUGUGGGCAGACACCCGUUUGCAUUUGUACCGUUUUCGGCCGGUCCGCGUAACUGUAUUGGCCAGAGAUUUGCUAUAUCGGAGCUCAAAGUAGUGCUGGCAUUCCUGUUGCGGAACUUCCGUUUCGAGUCGUUAGAGCACCGGGAUAAAAUUACUACACAAAUGGAAAUGGUGUUUAGACCCAAAGUUCCCAUUAAAGUUAGAAUCUAUGAGAGAAGUAAAAAUUAA
Messenger RNA from Oppia nitens, 1689 nucleotides. Its product is annotated as cytochrome P450 4c3-like. Gene Ontology annotation, molecular function: monooxygenase activity; oxidoreductase activity, acting on paired donors, with incorporation or reduction of molecular oxygen; heme binding. Bases 1 to 1689 code for a protein of 562 amino acids. The record is from RefSeq and is a predicted model, not a curated record. The transcript has 5 exons. NCBI's taxonomy places the organism in Eukaryota, Metazoa, Arthropoda, Arachnida, Sarcoptiformes, Oppiidae.